AAACUGAGGCAACGCGAAGAGCUGCUAUAGGGGAGGAACGCAUCCAGCAUGAUCAAACUUCCGUCCCAUUGGCGUUGCAGAUGAAUCAUUCGUCUCUGCAGUUUGCACAAACUUCUGACAGUUACAUUACCUAUGCCUAUCUGCCCGGGGUCACUGUUUUCCAAGACUGACUCGAGGAUAGGUAAAAUAUCAGUAGAGAAAAGCAUGAAUAUAGAAACCCCGGAGCCCAGAGGACUCACGGAAGGACGGUCCGCAUCAAACAGUUCAAAAGCAAAGGGCCAGUGUUAGGUGAACCAUGUGCAGCUCCCUGAGUCCGAAGCACCCCAGUGGCCCAGGCCUGACAGACAUGCAGCAAUACAGCCAGUGGCUGGCCAGCCGGCACGAAGCUAGCCUGUUACCCAUGAAGGAGGACCUUGCCCUCUGGCUCACCAACAUGCUCGGUUUGGAGAUCACUGCUGAGGGCUUCAUGGAUCGUUUGGACAACGGCUUCCUGCUGUGCCAGCUGGCUGAGACACUGCAGGAAAAGUUCAGGAAGAACAAUGACAACCUACCUGGCCUUGGCAACGGCAAGGCUAUUCCCUGUCGUAGGAUACCGUGCCGAGCAAGUGCUCCUUCCGGGUCUUUUUUCGCCAGAGACAACACAGCCAACUUCCUGGCUUGGUGUCGUGAGGUUGGCGUUGGAGAAACCUGUUUAUUUGAGUCUGAGGGGUUGGUUCUUCACAAGCAACCCCGGGAAGUUUGCCUUUGUCUCCUACAACUGGGAAGGAUAGCCUCUUGGUACAAAGUGGAGCCUCCUGGGCUGAUAAAGCUGGAGAAAGAGAUUGAGCUGGAGGAGAAGGCCCCUCCACCUCCUGUCUCCCCUGUCUCCCCCUCCUCUGUCUCCCCCUCCCAGUCUCUCUCCCCCUCCCUGUCUAUCUCCCCCUCCCCAUCCCCCUCUCCUUCUUCUACCAAGUGCUCAUCCAACAAGAAGAGUACAGGAAAGCUGUUGGAUGAGGCUGUGAAGCACAUUUCUGAAGACCCACCCUGCAAGUGUCCGAGUAAGUUCUGUGUGGAGAGACAGUCCCAGGGUCGCUAUCGCGUUGGAGAGAAGAUGCUGUUCAUUCGGAUGCUGCACAACAAACACGUGAUGGUUCGUGUUGGAGGAGGCUGGGAGACCUUCGAGAGUUACCUGCUAAAACACGACCCCUGCCGCAUGCUUCAAUUCUCCCGCGUAGAUGGCAAGACCUCUCUUAUUGCCAGCAAGUUGCCAAACAUCAAGGACCUUACUCCCGACAGCUACCUGGUGAUGGCUGCCCACUACCGCGGUAAAAAGUGAAGACAUUAAACAUUGUGAGGGUUUUCAGAGGAUGAGGUUGGUCACUUUUAGGCUACCCUCUAUUGUGUGUGACGAUGCCACAACGGUGACAUCUAAGUUACUGCAUCCAUAGGCAGCAGGCUUGUGUUAGGGUCACUCUAGUAGCCGUACGUUUUCCAGCCUAAGAGCUAAUUAUGCAACGACCUUCACAAUGAUGUCCAGCCUGGGAUCAAGACUGGUAAAUCUGGUUCUACAAAUAACCUUUAAUGUAACAUUUAGUGUACUUUACGCAGUUUAACUCAUUGUUUGGUAUGGCUGCUGUGUGGAUACUGAUCUGAUUUGGUUGUGUACAGUUAGACAGACACUAGUUUUACAUGUUAUUCCAAUUUCCAAACCACUGUUCAGUUUAUUUGAAGGAGCUUGCUUCAUCGUCAGAUAGCUUCUUAGUUCAGUCUUCAUACCAAAGACCUCUUUGUGGUGGUCCUCCACAAAUGUAGAUGUCAUUAUUAUGAUAAUAAUAUCCCUCUUUACUAACAAUAGGGGGAGCAAUAGGCCUACUUGUUUACAUGCUAUUUCGGAUUUUUAUACGUUACCUAUUUUCUGUACUGAUCUGUAAUCAUUUUCCUUCCAGUAGUUUAAUUCUGUUUGCCUUUUUCGAACCCAAUAUGCUUUGUUGUAAGAUUUAUUUCUGUGAGAAUAAAAAUGAGACAAUUUCCUAAA
Molecule: messenger RNA, 2014 nt
Organism: Osmerus eperlanus (European smelt)
Lineage: Eukaryota; Metazoa; Chordata; Actinopteri; Osmeriformes; Osmeridae
Gene: gas2a
Product: growth arrest-specific protein 2
Exons: 8
Coding region: 296-1315 (339 amino acids)
Biological process (GO): actin crosslink formation
Cellular component (GO): actin filament
Molecular function (GO): actin filament binding; cytoskeletal adaptor activity; microtubule binding
Source: RefSeq, a predicted model, not a curated record